This is a messenger RNA of Momordica charantia (bitter melon), 1419 nucleotides long. The record is from RefSeq and is a predicted model, not a curated record. Lineage: Eukaryota; Viridiplantae; Streptophyta; Magnoliopsida; Cucurbitales; Cucurbitaceae.
AUGAAGUGGGCAUUGGAAUUGAGGGAGUACGACAUCCAGUUCGAGCCCAGAACUGCGAUGAAAGGACAAGCAGUGACCGAUUUUAUCGCAGAGCUCACUCCACCACCUCAGUUGGUCAAAUCCGACCUCCCGUGGACGAUCUUCGUUGAUGGGUCUUCUAACGAGAGGGGGUGCGGGGCAGGAAUCCUCUUGCUCGCACCAGAAGGUGAGCGAUUCGAAUAUGCUCUGCGGUUCAACUUUCGGACCUCAAAUAAUGAGGCCGAGUACGAAGCACUCGUAGCAGGCCUGCGCGUUGCCAAAGAACUGGGGGCCAGUCACAUAAAGGUCUUUARUGACUCCYARCUAAUUGUAAAUCAGAUCAAGGAGGAGUACCAAGCGAAGGACCCCCGGAUGGAAAAAUAUCUGAGCAAGGUCAGAUCGCACCUCGCCCAGUUYGGGACUUACGAGGUGAGUCAAGUUCCAAGAUCUGAGAACUCUAAUGCAGAUGCCUUAGCCAAAUUGGCAUCAGCAUACGAGACCGACCUGGCUAGGUCGGUCCCGGUCGAAAUCCUAGACACUCCUUCAAUCUUGGAGCCAGAUGUAAUGGAGGUUGAUACUCCAUCACUCACUUGGAUGGACCCAAUCGUGGAGUUCAUCAAAGGAAACCCACCGCAAGAUCCGAAGGAGCAAAAGAAGAUGRCGCAGAGAGCAGCUCGGUUCACACUCCAAGAAGGAAUGUUGUACCAACGUGGCUUCUCCCUGCCUCUCCUCAAGUGUGUGACUCCCGAAGAAGGCCUUUACAUUCUUAAGGAAGUUCAUGAAUGGGAUGCAAGGCAGUUUGUGAAAGCUUGUGACAACUGCCAGCGUUUCGCAAACAUUAUCCAUCAACCUCCCGAACUGAUCACCCCCAUCUCGGCCCCAUGGCCAUUUGCGCAAUGGGGGGUGGACAUCRUAGGUCCUUUUCCUCUGGGCAAAGGACAAAAAAAGUUCGCCGUUGCCGCUGUGGACUACUUCACUAAAUGGGCUGAAGCCGAUGCACUAUCCCACAUCACAGAGUCCAGAGUCACGUCGUUCAUAUGUACAAACAUUGUGUGCCGCUUCAGCAUACCAAAUGCUAUCGUGAUAGACAACGGAAAACAAUUUGACAAUGCAAAGUGCAAGGACUUUUGCAGAAAACUUGGUAUAAGCCACCUCAGUUCGUCCCCUACGCAUCCAAAAGCGAAUGGACAAGUUGAAGCAGUAAACAAGAUCAUAAAGCGAGGACUCAAGCUAAGGUUGGACUCCAGAAAGGGAAGAUGGGCCGAKGAGCUACCUGAGGUUCUGUGGUUAUAUCGAACCACCCCACGGGAGUCAACUGGCGAAACUCCGUUCUCGCUAGCCUUUGGUUCCGAAGCUGUUGUACCAGUCGAGAUCGGCAUACCAACAGACAGGGUAGAAUAG